This is a messenger RNA of Stegastes partitus (bicolor damselfish), 3841 nucleotides long. RefSeq names its product SET domain bifurcated histone lysine methyltransferase 2 (gene setdb2). Bases 1843 to 3795 code for a protein of 650 amino acids. The transcript is spliced from 10 exons. Gene Ontology annotation, biological process: negative regulation of gene expression; heterochromatin organization. The record is from RefSeq and is a predicted model, not a curated record. Gene Ontology annotation, cellular component: nucleus. Lineage: Eukaryota; Metazoa; Chordata; Actinopteri; Pomacentridae. Gene Ontology annotation, molecular function: protein binding; zinc ion binding; histone H3K9 methyltransferase activity.
AACAAAAAAACAAGGCAAUUAUUCAAACAAAUACACUAAACGUGGCACAAACAGUCUGAACAGCUUUUCUGUUAUUUAUACAGGACAUGGCUGAGAUGCACGGCUCCAUUUCAGUCUUUAGCACCAAAACAAGUGGUUUUUUAUUUGUGAAUUUGCAUUUGUGGAUAUGAAAUGUAGCAACAAGUAGGAUGAGAUUCACCAGAAAGAAUGCAGCAUCCUUCUUCCCAAAGUCACUAAAAUAACCACAAAUGGCAUUUUUGUAGUACAGGGAAAAAUCUGAGCAAAUAUGAUCAACUUCUUUCCAGAGUUUAUGACCAGAACACAUGUGAAAUAGUUUCAGGAUGCAAACCACAAAAAGAGCAUUUCAAUGUCAUCCUUAAACGUAUUCAUUUGUGGGGUAAAACCUGUGGAGCAACUUCAAGGACACUGCUUUGAUUUUGUUAGUUAAAAGGAACUUGUGGGGUCGGGACCAGACUUUUUCCCAGUCGAUGUGAAAGUCAAACUUAUUCCAAUAGAAAGCUGCAGGAGGAGCAGAGCCUGGGUCAGCCUGGAGCAAAGACCUCACUUUAGAGUUUGAGGUUCUGUCGGUAGAAAAACAAAGUUCGCCUAAAGGCAGCUGCGGUGGAUCUGUCGGUGACACUGAUCAUGGUGGACAGAAAUCAGAUACCUUGCCGUUACUUUACCGCUGGCUUCUACGUUACAUUUUUUCAGUUUACGUAUUUUCCGUCUGUUGUCCCUUCAAAAUAAAAGCGCUUCCGUUUUACGUUAAAUAACGAAAUUAAAAGUAUAAAACAUGUCAUACGUAACAGAUUGAAGUUAACACAUGAACUACUGAAUGAUAGUAUUAAUAACAACAUUCAAUAAGUACCGACUCAGUAACACUGGAGUUACUGACAGUGAGUUCUGCUGUGAACACAUACAGCCAGUCAGCGAGCUUCUGUUAUAACAUGGUUACAAAACUACAGGAAGUGCUAACGUUAGCAGGGCAGGCUAACUCAACUCACCUGAAGCUCACAGUUGAAACCAGCGUGUGUCCGUGUGUGUGUGUCCGUGUGUCCCUGCGGCCUCACGGCGCCUCAUGCACACUGUUGUGUUGUACUUCUGAUCGUUGUUGUGUUGAUUUUCUGGCCGCUGUGUGUUUACAGAGCGCCGCUACGGUGGCUGGAGGAGCUCAACGCAUAAAGCGAAGCCUGUAUUUGAUUGGUCUUAUACUGGUCCUUUGACUCCCACAGAGCAGACUGUCAGGCAGGCAGCCUGAGGACAAAAAGGGAUUUAUGUAAAAGUCCGGCUCAUCUGUGGUUCUGUCCGAGCUGCAAAAACACAUGAAAAGAUGACACGACGAAGAGACGCCACCUUUCGGCUGAAAUGCGUUUAUUGUCUUUAAAGCCUGGCAGACCAAAUCCAGGAUUUCCCACCGCGGAGGUCAAGCUACGGCGGCCGUAAUGGAGCAACACAAUGCGAAGGUUUAAAUCAGUUCGGUGCAGGCUGCAAAUGUUUGGAGAUGUGUCGGUGUUUUCGAGUUUUUUUUUUUUUUUUUAGAACUGUAGUUCCCGAUGAAGGUUUUUUAAACGUUGCUCCGACGUUAUUUAAGUGGUUAGAAGCUGGCCGCCGUUAGCCUGGAGCGGCUAGCUGUUAGCUCCACGUCUGAAUGAAUUAAGACGGAGCGUUUCAGAUGGACUUCACGCUGGUUACUGGAGCUACCGGAGCUGGUUAGUGUUUACUAACCCCAAACCGGUAAACUACCUCUGCCACCACCGAACCGUCCGUUUGUUACCGGUCCACUCCGGUGUUCUUGUUGUUAGCGCGGUGCUAAGCUAGCUGGACGCUAACGGUGUGUCCGGGAUGGACAGUGCAGCUUUACCGGAAACACAACACGUCGAGCGGGCGAAGACGUUCUGGGCCGAGGAGGAUGUGGAUCAGGUGUUUGAAGGUGUCUAUGUGUACCUGGAUCAUCUGAAGAGGGUCCUGAAGGCCCACACGGCGACAGACAAAGAGUAUGUCCAGGCGCUGAGGCUGCUGGAGUGUCUGGAUUGUUCGUCCUCGGUGUGUCCGGCGGACCAGGACCCUUCGGUGGUCCAGGUGGUCAUCGGCUCAGGUAAGUUCCGUCUGAAGUGGCGGUGGCAGUGGGCGAGCAACAGUUUCACUGUGUUCUCGUCUGCAGAUGAGCUUCUGCCGACUGAGUUCUCCCAUUGCAGCCCGACCGCUGAUGGAACCGGCAGCUCUUCAGCACCUCCUGCAGGCCGGGAGGAGCUGCUGCCACCACUGCUGCCGGUGCAGCUGCAGUAUCAGCUGCACACCUGCUGCAAGGCCUGCCUGCCCAGUUUACCCAGCAUGCCUCAGUCCAUGCCUCCGUUCUGGGGUCAGAACCCGCUGAAGGUUCCGCUGCUCUGCGGUUUUAAGAGGCUGAGCGCCGUGCCGCUGAUGUCGCUGCCUGGAGGGGGCGGGGCCUGUGAGGACGAGGGCGUUGCCUACGACUGGGAUGUCAUCUACAAAGCACCGUGUGGGCGGAGCCUCCGUAACCAUGACGAUGUCAUGCGUUUCCUGCUGGCAACGGAGAGCUACGAUGUCUUGCAGGUCGACUUCUUCACCUUCAGCGCCGCCGUCCGGUUGGACCCUCCUCCGACGGCGGGCCCUCGGCGCCCGGAGCAGGACCUGAGCCGGGGGGCGGAGCCGACGCCGGUGGAGCUCUGCAUCGGAGACGGCGGUGUCCGCCCGGCCGACUUCCGGUACCGGAAGGACCGCUGGCCACAUGGCUGCUUUCUGAGCCGCAGCCCGGCACUGUUCGACGCCUGCUGCGACUGUCUGGACGGCUGCAGCAACGCCCGCAGCUGCGCCUGCGUCGCCAUGACCAGUGGGGGGCGCCGCUACAGCCACCACAGGCUGCUGGAGCCGGUUCUGACGGGGCUGUAUGAAUGUGGGCCGUGGUGCGGCUGCGACCGGGCUCGCUGUCAGAACCGGCUGGUCCAACGAGGCGUCCGGGUCCGGCUGCAGGUCUUCCAGACUCUGGACCGCGGCUGGGGCGUCCGUUGCCGUGAUGACUUGGACCGCGGCACCUUCGUGUGCAUCUACGCCGGCGUGGUGCUGCAGCGCGUCCCGAGUCUCGCUGAGCCGCCGCCGCCGAAGCUGACCCGGGCCGACCUGCCGUCGGAUGACGAGGUGGAGGUGGUGACGGAGUGGCUGGCGCCGCCGGUGCUGGAGGGGCGGAGCAACCUGCUGGAGACACCGCCGCCCACGUCCCCGCCCACCUCCCCGCCGCUGCACGUCCCGGUGAUCCAGAGACACGCCGACACCGCCGCCACGCCCCCGGACCGGGACAAGGUUCAGAUGGUGCUGGUGGGAGGAGCAGAGCCCACGUCGCCUUCAGCAGGUGACCAGGACCAGAAGGUUUCCAUGGCGACGGUGCUGCAGGUCAGAACGAAGACAAACGUCCAGAAGAGCUUAAAGAGGACGAUGGACGACGUCUGUCUGAUCGACGCCAGCAGGGAGGGAAACGUGGGCCGCUUCAUCAACCACAGCUGCCAGCCCAACCUGUUCGUGCAGAACGUCUUCACGGACUCCCAUGACCCCGCCUUCCCCGUCGUGGCCUUCUUCACCAGCAGGGCGGUGGCGGCCGGCACCGAGCUCACCUGGGAUUACUGUGCUGACACGCCGACGUCCUCGCCACCGCAGCAGCAGGAAGUGCAUUGUCUCUGUGGCACCGACGACUGCCGGCGGCGGAUCGCCGUCUGGGACAAUCUGUGCGACGGUCGAAUGGCGGCGGAGGCACAGAUGACUCAGACCGAUCGGAACAAGUGAUUUUUUUUACUGAAUUUUGUAAUAAAACGUUAAAUCAGCUCAGAGA